Closterium sp. NIES-65 is the source of this 490-nucleotide messenger RNA. Lineage: Eukaryota; Viridiplantae; Streptophyta; Zygnematophyceae; Desmidiales; Closteriaceae. The record is from the annotation of a GenBank genome assembly.
AUGGCGAAACGCAGCGCUUUCGAGGCGCUGGUUACCAUCGUGAUCGCGAUGAUGGCCGUGUUACCGUCCCGCGGCGUCAUGGCGGACCUCAUCUUCGGCUCGCGCGUCGGUCAAAUGACCUUCCCUGCCGACAGCAAGCAGCCCAAACUCUCGGUCGUCUUCUGGCCUCCCCCCUCCACCCCCUCCACCCCCUCCACUCCAUCCUCCUCUCCCGCCGCCUCACACCCCACGCCUGCCUCCCUGCCAGUUGACGAACCGGGUCUAGAGUCGGUUGAGAUGACUGCCAGUGACGGCACACGCUACCGCUGCAUCCUCCCCCCACCCACGCUCUCCUCCUUGGCCUCUCCUGGUGCUGGCGGGGGAGGGGCAGAAGGGGCCGGGGGGAAGGGCGGGGCAGCAGGAGUGGCGUUUGGGGAGAGCCGGAAGAGUCCGGAAGACCUGCUGGAUGCCAUGAAGGGGUUACCCUGUUUUUACCGGGUGCGUAUUCCCU